CGUACUGAUGAUUUUUACCGAGAACGUUACAGUGAUGAAAUACGUGAAGUUCUGGAAAGGGAAUUUAGUCAAAAAAAGUAUAUUGAUGUCAGAGAUAAGGACCGAAUUGCAUUCGAAACCGGUCUGAGUAAUCGCCAGAUUAAUUUUUGGUUUCAGAACCAAAGGGCCAAAAUCAAGAAA
Helobdella robusta is the source of this 180-nucleotide messenger RNA. RefSeq lists its product as hypothetical. The annotation marks the transcript as partial. The transcript has a single exon. Gene Ontology annotation, biological process: anterior/posterior axis specification; cell differentiation; animal organ morphogenesis. The record is from RefSeq and is a predicted model, not a curated record. Gene Ontology annotation, molecular function: DNA-binding transcription factor activity, RNA polymerase II-specific; RNA polymerase II transcription regulatory region sequence-specific DNA binding. Gene Ontology annotation, cellular component: nucleus. Lineage: Eukaryota; Metazoa; Annelida; Clitellata; Rhynchobdellida; Glossiphoniidae.